UGGAUAAGAGCGUCUGCUAAAUGACGUAAAUGUAAAUGUAAUAAUGGUGGUGUGACUAUCUUAAAACAAUGCCAUAUGUUAGCUUAGUAGAAUCCUUCUCCAGGCUAAGACUUUUAUAGGUUAAAUAUUCAAAUGAAACACACAUCUAAUCAAACCUUUUGAAAAGUGAAGUAAGUUUGUAGUCUGAACUGAAGUAGUUGAGUAGGAAGUUGUAGAAAACGGCUUGAUUGUAAUUUCUACAACCUUCCAUUGGAGGUCGCUAUUCAUGAAACAGACCUGUCCUAAAAUACCGCGAUAGUUCAAUUGCUAUGCUCAUGAUUGCUCAGUCUCGCGAUUUUUGGAAGACCCCAUGUUGCUUGGUCUCCACUAGAUAGUACAUUUAGACUUUCUGGUCGCGCUAUCGCAAAAAUGUGUUAAUGUAAGGUUAGGAUUAAGCAUAAGUGUGGUUACGGUUAGGUUUACAAUCAAAAUUUAAAUAGAUACAUUUUAGAAAUAGGCGGGGUUUAUAACUGUGGCAACGACCAUGUUUCUGUUUCCUGUACAGAAACCCCGAAGCAACAAUAGCUCACUUAGGCCGUUUACCAUUGGAAAAAAAUAAGUCAGUUCCGGUCUACUUAACUGAGUGUGUCUCACAUAGACACCAAUACAAUAGCAGCUGGGUCCAUUAAACCAGAAGAAAAAAAAUAGAGUGGGGUGUCUCGCUUCCUUUUCACUCUGCGGAAGCCCUUCUCCGCAACCAAACUUCACACCCCGGCUGCAUACAAGGGAAGGUCCACCGCUGCACCCCCCAAACCUUCGAAGGCCAACCAUCCUCGGUCAGUGACCAGUCCUGUCAACCACCGCCGCUGUCCUUUCCGUGAGACCUGAGUGGCGAGGGCCGCUCCGAUUUGAAGAACGCACCACACGAUUUUCGUAGGGGAGCCGGUUCUAGAAUCUAGUUAUCGCCUAGCAGCUAGCUUGCUAGCUAGCCAAGAAGCGAAAGGAACAGUAACGUUAAUGUGUUGUGUAAGAAAUACAGAUAGUUUGUGAAAUAUUCUGUACUCGUUAACUAGCUAAAUUAGCUAUCUAAAUAGCCAAAUGCACCUGACCUGAUGGUGACGUGCAUCUGGGAUUGUCUUUAAACACUUAUCUGCCAUGCUCGCAAAGUAACGUUAACCAGCUAAGUCACAGACCGCCAGCAACAUUUACCCCUGUUGCUCUUUUAGAACAACGUUGAAAUAUCAGUUAAUUGUAUUGAUUUGCUUCGGAAAGUCGUCCAGGGCACUGUCAAAUAUUUCGAAAUGGCUCCGAAGAGAAGACCCGUUCCCCUAAAUAUCACGCCCAUUGGAGAGGGGCAGUCCAUCUCCACGAACAUCGAUGCUGCGUCUGAAGCCAAUCUGGAGGCGUUACAGAAGAAGCUAGGAGAGCUAGAUUUGGACGAACAGCAGAGGAAACGUCUGGAGGCUUUCCUCACCCAGAAAGCCCAAGUGGGCGAGCUGAAGGAUGAUGAUUUCCACCCCAUAUGUGAGCUGGGCGCUGGCAACGGUGGAGUGGUCAACAAGGUCCGCCACAAACCCUCCAGACUGGUCAUGGCCCGGAAGCUCAUCCACCUGGAGAUUAAGCCUGCCAUCAGGAACCAGAUCAUCAGAGAGCUGCAGGUGCUCCAUGAGUGUAACUCUCCCUACAUCGUGGGUUUCUACGGGGCCUUCUACAGCGAUGGCGAGAUCAGUAUCUGUAUGGAGCACAUGGAUGGAGGCUCUCUGGAUCAGGUACUGAAGGAAGCCAGGAGAAUCCCUGAGGAGAUCUUGGGCAAAGUCAGCAUAGCAGUACUCAGAGGACUUGCCUAUCUGCGGGAGAAGCACCAGAUCAUGCACAGAGACGUCAAGCCCUCCAACAUCCUGGUGAACUCACGCGGGGAGAUCAAGCUGUGUGACUUUGGCGUGAGUGGCCAGCUCAUCGACUCCAUGGCCAACUCCUUCGUGGGAACGCGCUCCUACAUGUCGCCGGAGAGACUGCAGGGCACACACUACUCUGUGCAGUCGGACGUGUGGAGCAUGGGCCUGUCCCUGGUGGAGCUGGCCAUCGGCCGCUACCCCAUCCCCCCGCCUGACGCCAAGGAGCUGGAAGCUAUCUUUGGCCGGCCUGUACAGGACGGAGCCGAGGGGGAACCACACGCCCCCUCCAACCGCCUCCCCAGACCACCAGGAGGACGACCAGUCAGCGGACAUGGGCUGGACAGUCGACCUGCCAUGGCUAUAUUUGAGCUGCUGGACUACAUUGUCAAUGAGCCUCCUCCCAGGCUUCCACUCGGUGUCUUCACCAACGAUUUCCAGGAGUUUGUGACAAAAUGUCUGAUCAAGAAUCCAGCGGAGAGAGCUGACCUGAAGAUGCUGAUGAACCACACGUUUAUCAAGCGUGCUGAGGUGGAGGAGGUGGACUUUGCUGGCUGGAUGUGUAAAACCAUGGGCCUCAACCAACCCAGCACCCCCACCCGCGUCACAGAAUGAACAGCCCAGCGCCAAGCUGCUUCCCACAUUAGGAUCCCUGGUGUCUCACUGUCACACACACACACACUUUGGCACCUGUUUCGUCUUGCUCUUAAAGGUUUUAGCACUCUCUCUAAAGUACACUUAUCAUCAACAGGGCCCAUUGACUCAUUGUAUGACCACAGAUUUCCCAUGCCAGUGUCAGGGUAGAUCUACACACAAGUCAUGCUCUUUUUCUCCAAUCAUCAUGUUAACGAGAAGGUACAAAGCAUGAAAGGGCUGCCAGUUUAUAAUUUAUUAAUUGCCAUUGUUAUCAUCUUACCACAUUUGUAUUGUGGCCUCCUGUAGCUCAAUUGGUAGAGCAUGGCACUUGCAACGCCAGGGUUGUGGGUUCGAUUCCCACGGCGGGCC
Molecule: messenger RNA, 2876 nt
Organism: Coregonus clupeaformis (lake whitefish)
Lineage: Eukaryota; Metazoa; Chordata; Actinopteri; Salmoniformes; Salmonidae
Gene: map2k2a
Product: mitogen-activated protein kinase kinase 2a
Exons: 11
Coding region: 1281-2486 (401 amino acids)
Biological process (GO): protein phosphorylation
Molecular function (GO): ATP binding; protein kinase activity
Source: RefSeq, a predicted model, not a curated record